Messenger RNA from Mytilus trossulus (common blue mussel), 2038 nucleotides. Its product is annotated as kremen protein 1-like. Bases 53 to 769 code for a protein of 238 amino acids. The record is from RefSeq and is a predicted model, not a curated record. Gene Ontology annotation, cellular component: plasma membrane. NCBI's taxonomy places the organism in Eukaryota, Metazoa, Mollusca, Bivalvia, Mytilida, Mytilidae. The transcript has 5 exons.
UCUAUAACAGUCUAAAUCUUCAAUCAGGUGCCAGAUUGUGGAUUAUAAUGGAAUGAAUAUUUAUGAUAAUCAUUUUCUCAGAUGUCCUGUAGGUUUAUAUAAAAUGACGCUGCUGUCCGCAAAAGACACUUAUCACUUUAUUGAGGAAAUGCUAAAAAAGUUCAUUUUAAUUUGUAUCCUGCUUGUGGAUCUUGGGAUUUCACAAAAGUGCCAAAUACAAGUGCUUGGUUCGUUUGAUUACCUUGGAUGUUUUGUGGAUUAUCAUGAUAGGCUUCUGUCACACGGUUACAAUGGAGACGGACAUCACCCUCAAAUGGAAAAUAACAGAUGUAUAUUGUACUGUAAAGGACAGGGUUAUAAAUAUGCCGGCACGGAGGCAACUGAUUUUUGUUUUUGUGGCAACGAUGUUAAAGAUUAUUCCACACAAAACUCUGAAUGUUUCCAGGGAUGUGUAGGAGACUCAACACAAAUGUGUGGAGGACAAUGGCGUUUGUCAGUAUAUAAAACAGGUUAUCUCCCUUUGAAUAGUCGUAAUACUAGCCUUACUGAACUUAAAAAAGAUUAUAAGUUGACAACUCAGACGAAGAAAGCUGUGAAAAUAAGAAAAGGGUCUGUACUUGGCUGUGCAAUGCAUUGUUUAGUCUUGAAAAGAUGUAAAGUGUUUGAAGUGUCAAAGGAGACUGGUGAAUGCAGUGUGUUGUAUGAAUUCGAAUCAUUGUGCGAGGGUUUUCAAUAUGCUGUUGGAUAUUCAAUUUUUAUGUUGAUGUAAUGAUUUUUUUUUUUACAUUUUCAACAAAUUAUCAAACAUACAAAAUGUCUUUUAAGGAUGAUCGUUACUCUGUUUCAAAAUAACAACUUUUUUAAGAUAUAAAAAAAAGAAGAUGUGGUAUGAUUGCCAAUGAGACAACUAUCCAAAAAAGACCAAAAUAACACAGACAUUAACAACUAUAGGUCACCGUACGGCCUUUAACAAUGAAUGGGGCUAAGAAGGAGUCUUACUGAAUCUGCUCCUUUGAUAAAAUCAAAUGGAUCACAGGCAAUGUUAAAACAUUACGGGUGUGUCAUGGUUAUGAAAUAAAUGACAUUGAUAUUUGAAAAAAAAUAAUAGAUAAAAUUAAAAAUUGUAUACACGUAUUGAAAAGUAGGAUGCUUACAUAAAAAAGUAAAACACUUAUAGAUAAAAAUAUGAGACAUUCUCUAUGUUCUUACGAGAUCAAAAUACGAGGAAUUCUGGAUAAGUAUACUAAAGAGCUUUAUAAUAUAAUUUGGAACUUCAUUUGGGACGGAAAAGUGAAUCAGAUAUAUAGAAAAGUCUGCUGUUCGACUGAAAUAAAGGGGGAUGAGAAUGGUCAGUAUAGAUACGUUUAUUAAAAGUAAACAAACAAAACUUGUAUAUCGACAACUGGAAUACGAUCUGUAAGUAUUGGCUUCGGCAAUUUGAUGAAAAAUAUAAUGAUGCCUUUUUUGUAUGUAAAUAUUCAAGUUUAAAUGGUAUAGACAUGAACCAACUACCACAAGUUUAUCAGAAAAUUAUAAAUACAUGGUCAGGAUUCAUUGAAAAUGUUGAUACAUCUUCAAAUAAAAGUGAUAUUUUGAAUACGAGGAUAUUUGGAGACUCUUUUUUUCUUUUCAAAAAUAAACCAAUGUUUUAUUCUUCUUUUUAAAAAAAGCUAUCCAGGAUAUUUGGAAUUCAGAAACUACAGAUUGUAUUACCUGUAAAAGAAGGGUUAUUGAUAGGAGUAAUUAAAUUUCUGAAUUUUCAAAAAUUAAACAGGCAAUUCCUAAAGAUAAAAAUUUCGAAAUCUUGCGGAAACCAAAAUUUGCAUCAUGAAAAUAAGAUAAAGAUAUCUAAAAAUCUUGAGAUCAUUAACUUAAACAACCAAACAAAUCAAGCCAUCGAAGUGAAAACUCAAAUAUAUUCGUACGGUUUUAAAUAAAGAUUUAUCUCAAAAAUGUCAAAUUAAGUGGGAGAAAAUAUUUUGAACAAAUAUACCUUGGAAAAGAUAUGAAGAUAUCAAAUGGAAAAUGCAACAUUUGU